This is a messenger RNA of Pipistrellus nathusii (Nathusius's pipistrelle), 843 nucleotides long. Lineage: Eukaryota; Metazoa; Chordata; Mammalia; Chiroptera; Vespertilionidae. The record is from the annotation of a GenBank genome assembly.
AUGAGUGAGGCCUUUGACUGUGCAAAAUGCAGCGAGUCUCUGUACGGCCGGAAAUACAUCCAGACGGACAACGGCCCCUACUGUGUCCCCUGCUACGACAACACCUUCGCCAACACCUGUGCUGAGUGCCAGCAGCUGAUCGGGCAUGACUCGAGGGAGCUAUUCUACGAAGACCGCCACUUCCACGAGGGCUGCUUCCGCUGCUGCCGCUGCCAGCGCUCCCUGGCCGACGAGCCCUUCACCUGCCAGGACAGCGAGCUGCUCUGCAACGACUGCUACUGCAGUGCCUUCUCCUCGCAGUGCUCCGCCUGCGGGGAGACCGUCAUGCCGGGGUCCCGGAAGCUGGAGUACGGAGGCCAGACGUGGCAUGAGCACUGCUUCCUGUGCAGCGGCUGUGAGCAGCCCCUGGGCUCCCGUUCCUUCGUGCCCGACAAGGGCGCCCACUACUGCGUGCCCUGCUACGAGAACAAGUUUGCUCCUCGCUGUGCCCGCUGCAGCAAGACGCUGACACAGGGUGGCGUGACAUACCGUGACCAGCCUUGGCAUCGAGAAUGCCUGGUCUGCACGGGGUGCCAGACACCCCUGGCAGGGCAGCAGUUCACCUCCCGGGAUGAUGAUCCCUACUGUGUGACCUGUUUUGGAGAACUCUUUGCACCCAAGUGCAGCAGCUGCAAGCGCCCCAUCACAGGACUCGGUGGGGGCAAGUACGUGUCCUUCGAAGACCGCCACUGGCACCACAGCUGCUUCGCCUGCGCCCGCUGCUCCGCCUCCCUGGUGGGCCAAGGCUUCGUGCCCGACGGAGACAAAGUGCUAUGCCAGGGCUGCAGCCAGGCGGGGCCCUGA